Molecule: messenger RNA, 2558 nt
Organism: Anthonomus grandis grandis
Lineage: Eukaryota; Metazoa; Arthropoda; Insecta; Coleoptera; Curculionidae
Product: protein-L-isoaspartate O-methyltransferase domain-containing protein 1-like
Exons: 10
Coding region: 274-1983 (569 amino acids)
Biological process (GO): protein modification process
Cellular component (GO): cytoplasm
Molecular function (GO): protein-L-isoaspartate (D-aspartate) O-methyltransferase activity
Source: RefSeq, a predicted model, not a curated record
GUGGACGUUCAACCCAGAGAAGUUUCACACCAAUAGAGUGGCUUGAACUCCAUCCGUCGAUGUGACGUGCUCCUUGUAGACACGACCUUAAGGUCUUUUAUGACGUUUUAUUUAUUUGGAAACUGGAAAGUUCUUGGGGUUUGGUAUUUUUAGAACAAAAACAAUUAAACCCAGUAAACACAGCAGUUUUGUGAAUAGUUAGUAAAUAUUGUGGAAAAUCCCCGUAAUCUGAUCAUAAACUGCGAAGUGGUUCACUAGUAUUCCAUACUAAAAAUGGGUGGUGCAGUUAGUUCUGGCCGAAACAAUGAUGAUCUCAUAGACAACCUGCUUGAGGCUGACUACAUCAAAACCUCCCUCAUAGAGAGAGUUUUCCGAGCUGUAGACCGUGGUGAGUACUUCCUUCCCAAUGCGAGAGUUGAUGCGUACAAAGACCUGGCAUGGAAAAAUGGAAACCUGCAUAUAUCUGCACCAUGUAUUUACUCAGAAGUGAUGGAGGGAUUAGAGUUAGAGCCAGGACUAUCUUUUUUGAACCUGGGCUCAGGUACUGGUUAUUUGAGCACCAUGGUUGGACUUAUAUUGGGAUCUAGAGGAGUAAAUCAUGGAGUGGAGUUACACGAGGAUGUUAUCGAGUAUGCUUUUAAGAAACUGGAUGAUUUUAAGAAGUUUUCAGGGGCAGUCGAUGAGUUUGAUUUUUGUGAGCCUAAAUUUGUCCAAGGGAACUGUUUAUGCUUGUCAAGUGAAAACCAUGGCCUCUAUGACCGAAUUUAUUGCGGAGCUGCUUGCCCUGAGAAGCAUUUGGAAUGCAUCAAACUUCUACUAAAAAUCAAUGGGAUUUUUGUAGUGCCUGUUAAUGACCACCUAUUUCAAAUCAGAAGAUUAUCUGAAUCGAAUUGGCAAAUAACCACUUUAUUGCCAGUUUCUUUUGCUUCCUUAAUCGGACCUCCCAAAGGGUUUGAGGACGUCGUCAAACCAAUUGAAGUUGAGCCGUUGUCACUUCAGGCUCUUUGUCGAGUGGUGGUUCGGAAUAUUUUGAGAAAGAACGUAGAAAAGGAGCAUCCUCCAGUGAAGUCUACAUCAAAAGCCCCCAAGAAGAAGAGAGCUUUAAAGAGGUUGGUGGUACCUCUGUUCAAUGAUGACAGUUCAGAUGAUGAAAGACAUGUUGUGGGACUGGGGGGCCCACGAAACAGAGAAGCUGGCCGCGCUAUGUUUAGGCCAGAUAGGGAAGAUGAUGGCUUGUUUGGACUUUUCAGAAUUGGCAUGAAUCACCGUCGUGGUUCAGGUUCUGGAAGAGAUAGACCAAGCUCGCACCGUAAAAACAAGGAAACGAGGAAAAGUUUGGAAAACUUAAUGGAAGUGUCGGCUUCUAACAAUGAAAAUGGUGAAGAUGACGAUGAUAACCAGGCUGUCGCUGAGGAUAAUUCAGCUAGUAAUGGCGGUGAAUUAGAAGAACCCACAUCACACAGAGUACAGGCGGUCAUAGAACACCAUGACGAAAUGGACGACUAUAUAAGCAGAUUAGUAGGCGAAUGUCUCGAUAGGAUGGCGCCAGAGAUACAUGAAGAAGAAACUGAAGAUGAAGAGAAAAACGAGGAAAAGGAAGUAGAUCAGGAGUGCGAGCAGGACGAAUCCAAACCAGGCACGAGUGCUGAGACAAAUAAGGCAACAAAACGUGAAAAACUCGACAGUGGAAUUGGGGAUGAAAUCAUUGAAGCACACGUUUCUUCGGACGAAGGUGAUAACGUUGGUUUAGAUACGAUUUCCAGCUGCGACGAGGAUGGUGUCGCUGAAAAGAGACACAAAGGAGAUUCGAGCAUCAGCGAAACCGAAGAAGAGGACCAAAAAGAUUCAGCCAACGAAAUGCGCAUGUAUCAAAGUCCCUAUACUGAAUACAUGAGGGAGAAAAUCCAAGAGUUACCACUACCGCUUAUUUUAAAGAGAUACCUUAAUUACUAUAGAAACCUCUCGACGAAAAGAGAUGAAUAAGGAAUUUUUAAGUUCAAACUGAGUUGUGUUGUUUUAUGUUUAGUUAAGUAAGGUGGAGAUCAGUGGAAAGAGUAUCACAGAGAAGCAAAAGUAAGAGACAUAAAAGCGAAGGUUUCGAUAAUUUUAUUGUAAUUUAAUUGAGAUUUUAUAUCAAACGUGCUUAAAAAACGAAUUGUUUUGUUCUUUCUUCAUGAGAAAAGUUAUAAAUAAUCUUAAAAGUUGUAAGAACCCUGUAUAUGGGAUUUCUCUUAAAAUUAUGGUUGGUUUUAGAAAUUGCCUUCGUGAUUUUGUUGCUUCCUUUUUUAGUUAUUAAGAAUUAAUUGUUUUGUACUGAAGAUUAUUUUGCAAAUAGUAGAACAUACCUAAUAAAAAUCCUUUCCCUUCAAUAGACGCCCGGUGAGUUAAGUUGUAUUACUAAUUAUCGUUUAAAUUAGUUCUUAAGUUGUUGUUGUAAAUAUAAGAUGUUUCAACAAUACAAGCAGUUUGGAACACUUCAUAUAAUAUUCAAAUUAGAUUAGUAUCUUAUAGAUUUUUGGGUAGUUAAUGUUUUUCAAUAAAUAAUAAAUAAAAGUGUG